This is a messenger RNA of Hypoxylon trugodes, 973 nucleotides long. Its product is annotated as cytochrome b5. The transcript is spliced from 4 exons. Gene Ontology annotation, cellular component: endomembrane system; membrane. The record is from RefSeq and is a predicted model, not a curated record. Bases 208 to 573 code for a protein of 121 amino acids. NCBI's taxonomy places the organism in Eukaryota, Fungi, Ascomycota, Sordariomycetes, Xylariales, Hypoxylaceae.
GCGUAUAUCUUACGCAUGGACCACCCCACAUGUACAUACCUUUCUAAGCAUAUCAGAUCAGUUCCAUUGCAAAUGACGAAGUACCCUAAUCCUUUUCCUACCUUCACUUCACCUACAUAAAUCUGCUUACCUCUCCCGCCUACCUACUUUACUCUUUUAAAUCCACAAUCACGCAAAGCAAACAUUUGAUAUCGAUCAAACGAGAAAAUGGCAGCAAAAUUUGAGCCCAAGGCUCCUGUGAACCUAGACCCUCCUAAGAAUGAUAUUAUCUCUGUCGAGGAAUUAGCAAAAGCCGAUGGUACCGAGGGACAAAAGGCUUAUGUGGCAAUCAAGGGCAAAGUCUACGAUGUCAGUGGCAAUAAAGCAUAUCGGGAAGGGGGUUCAUACCAUGUCUUCGCCGGGAAGGACGCUUCUCGUGCGUUGGCGAAGACGUCAACGAAGGCAGAAGAUGUAAAGCCAGAGUGGCAGGAUUUGGGUGACAAAGAAAAGCAAACAUUGGACGACUGGAAUACCUUCUUCUCAAAGCGUUAUAACGUUGUCGGUGUCGUUCAAGGUGCAACCAACCAGGAAUAGUUGGCAUGCUAGUGUACAUACGUGUGUUGGCGCGCAUUAUCGGGCUCUAGCAACAUUCACUCAUCGAAAGUCAUGAGGGUUUCCUGAAUAAUCUUGGGUACCAAACCGCGGUAAUGGGACAUUGGCCUAAAUCGAUCCGCUCAACCUUAUAGGACCGAUGUGGAAACACGGCCGAAUACCAUACGCAUCAAUACACCCAUGACCGACAGUGAAUACAGAAAAUCCUGCCUCACUUAAGGCCAGAUACCUAGGUACCCAUUAAUUAGGCUACUAACUUUCAAGCAAGAAUAGAGGCUAGUCUUCGUCUUGAAGGUUCUCUAGAUGUCAUACAGAAAUAAAUUACCUAGGCCCAGAAGACUUUUCACGACUCCUAAGCGUAAAGACAUGUCCAAAUUGCCCU